Molecule: messenger RNA, 4431 nt
Organism: Mauremys mutica (yellowpond turtle)
Lineage: Eukaryota; Metazoa; Chordata; Testudines; Geoemydidae
Product: maestro heat-like repeat-containing protein family member 7
Exons: 13
Coding region: 707-2302 (531 amino acids)
Cellular component (GO): cytoplasm
Source: RefSeq, a predicted model, not a curated record
UGUCUGCGAAGGAGAAAGGGAUGUUUCCAGGUGUUGAACAUCAAGAAUUCUAAACUUUGCUAAAAUGGCAAGUGUAGAGAAACAAGAAAGAGUUGGGGCCAAACUUUAACCAUUGUCUUUUUUAAAGCCCAUUCGGGGAUGUGAGGCCCAGAGAGCCCAGUCCCACAGAUCAAUAGGCAGCAAUGGAGCCAGGAGUGACACUCCCUCUCAAAGCCAGGGGGAGCGGACACUAGGGCCUGGUUGCAAUUGCCAGCUGUGGGAGGGAGUGUGCAGCAGUGGUUAGCGAAGGGCUCCAUCCAUGGCUCUGACACUCGGUGUGACCCUGAGGCGGUAGCUGAGGCCCGUUUGCCAUCAGUAGGGUCGGGGUCCCACGGCUACAGCCCAGGGGGGUUGGGAGGCUCCAGGAAGGUGUGUAAAGUGCUGGCAUGUCAGGAUCCUGGAGCCGCUGUCACCCCCACACUAGGGCAGUGUUCUGCACCCCGCUGCUGCUGGCUGACUUUCUCCGGCCCCUGGCAAUAAGACAGACUCUUGUUUUUACAGCCACUCAAUCGCCUUCGAGCCAUCACCCUGCCUGCUGGCUGGGCAGGGAACUCCUCAAGUCCCCACCCUCUCCAGCCUGCCUUGGGCUUGGAGAGUGAGGAGGAGGGCGAGGGACGUCUGCUGACCCUGACCAUCCGCCAUCCGUCGUACCAGCACCCAGAGCAAGAUGGCCAGGCUCCUGCGCAGGUUCAGGAGGAAGGCUCUGCAGGUGGCCCCAGAGCCUUCGGGAAGGAGCGGCCAUCUUCCCAAGGGGCAGAGCCACCUCUCCAUCCCCGCAGGUGGGGAAGCAGCUCCCAUGCAGGCCAGAAGGCGGAAGUUCCCAGCCUUCUGGAGAACAAGGCCAGCUCCCGGCGCAGGCGCCGAGCUGGGAGAGGCCCCGACCAAGCCCAGGUGCAGCUGGCUCAGGAUGAGGUUUUGCGGACAGGACCCAGCCCAGGAGGGGCGCCGGGCAGGGAGGCUCUGGGGCCUGUUAUGUGGGCAGCAGCGGCCCCAGGAGCCCAGCCCUCAUUCCCAGCAGGGGGCAUCGCCCUGCCCGGGCUCUGAGGAUCUUUCAGCCCCCUCAGACCAGGAGGUGGAAGAUCCCAGCACCAGCACCAUCGGCUCAGCACGGGACAGCAGCAGUGCCUGGGGCUCCAGCAGCAGCGACGCCUCUGGACGCUGCUGCGUUGUUCCAGGGACCCCCACGGAGUCAGCGGCGGAGGAAUGGCUGGAGAUGUCCACAGAGGAAGCUGCUCUCAAGGUCAUCAGAGAGCAGCUCCAGGGCAGAGACAAGGAUGAGGGGCAGCAGCUCAGGUUCCUGCGGGCCAUCUACCCCGCGUGUCUUGCUGCACAGGACAGAGGGCAGGACACGCUGGAGCCGCACUGCUGCAAGGCGGCUGUGGUGGAGAGGAUUGUGGAGCUCAUUGAGGAGCUUCCUAAAGACUCUCCACCCAGCGCCAUCCUUGCCAGCUGCCUGGCUGCUGUGGGCAACCUCAGCACCAUGAAACCAGCCCUUGAGCCUGAGCUAGAGUCCCGCCUCUUGCGAGCUGCCCUUGGCUCGGUCUUCUCCCUGGGCACGGAGACGGACGCCACCGACAUCCAGGCUCUGCACAAAGUCACACCAGAGCUCCUGGAUGCCGUGCUGGGGAACCUGCUGGCAGAGUCCCCAGACACAGACAGGCUCCACUUCAUCUUGGAGCAUGUCAACCGCUGGAUCGUGUCCAGGGUGCCCCAGGAGAGAGCCAGGGCCAUUAAGAGCAGCACGGCCCUGCUGAGAUUUGCAGUCACCCUCCCCGAGUUUGACAUCUCAGCAGAGUUCCCUAGGCUGGGUCAGCACGUGGCCCAGCUGGCUCUGUUUGUGAGUUACCCAGACGAGGACAUCAGCCAGCAGGCCAUGGAGGGGACUUACCGGCUGUACCAGCUGCUGCUCGAACAGAGGGGGCUGAGCAUACACGAGGUGGAGGAUCUGUGGUGCCACGACUGGUACUCAGACAGCAGGCUCCUGGGCUAUAAAAACACAGCCAGGGUGGGGGAGGUCUUUGGAAAAUUCUUCUCUGCGGGGCAGAGAAAAGACUUCCUUGAGACAGCAAUACCGGCGAUCCACAACCCCCUGCUGGGCAUUAGCCAGGCUGGGCUUCUCCUCACAUACGCCAUCCUGGGGGAAGCCGAGCAACUGCUGGGGGACACGCUGGAGGACAUCACCGCCAAGCUGAUGGGUCAGCUCCGCAGCAUCCAGCAGCUGCACCAGGUGCCUGAGGUGCUGCAAGGGCUGGGCCUCAUCUGAUGCCCUCCCAUGUUCAGCAACUCCCGCUCCCUGCUGCAGAACUGGUCCAAGUUCCCCCGGAUAUGGCACCUCGUGGCACAGCUGGGUCUCUACACCAAAACCCAGCAAAGGACAUCAGCUGGCAGGCCAGGGAGGAGAUCUACCAGCUGUACCAGCUGCUGUUGCACUGGAGCAGCAAGGAAUCCCAGCUGUGCAUUGGGACCCUAUAGACACGAGCCCCCUCAUCUGAGACUGACUCCAGCUAGAUGAUGAGUUCAUCUCUUCCCUCUGCAUUAGGGGCGAAUGUGAGGAAAAGUGCUAUUGAAACCAGGUCUCUUACCCCAGAGCCCAUCUCUGUCCCCCCACCCUGGGGAAAUGACCUCCCCCCAGGUCUGCCAGCUGGGCAGAGGGCAGGAAAGGAGCUGCUGAGAGACAUGGAGGAAAAGGAGCCAAAGUGAAGGGAGGGGGCAGUAGCAUGGGCACAGUGUAGGGACACCAGGCUGGGGGUGGUGCCAAUUGGUACUGAGGGCCAGAGCCUGAUCAUAGUGGGAGCAGGAGGGUUCAGCAUUUGGCCCCAUCAUUCUAGGGAGCCAAUCCCAGAGCCUAAAGACUGUAGGGGCCACAUGAUUCCUGUGACGGACAGACUAGACCCCCCUGGAUACUCCACCCCUGGAAGGAGCCUUGCUCUUCCAUUGGGCCAUGAAUGCAGCAAAGGACCCGAUCACUGAGCUGCCACCAAUGGGAAUGGAAGGAAACAGGCACCAAAACUGGAACGACAAAUCAGAUCCAUGUCUCUCUAUCCCCCAGGGCUGAGCAUCCAAGAGGCCGGAGAGCUGUGGAGCAAGGACGGGCUCCAGGAGACCCAGCUCCUGACCUACAUGAACAUGGCCAGGGUGGGGCAGGUGAGGGCACUUAGCCAGGGAAUUGCAUGAGCUCAGCACAGGAGCUCCCUGCAGCAGCUGCAUCCUGGAUCCAGGACAAGAGCUUGCUACUCAUUCCCAGCAUGUGGAGUUCCUCUUUCAGCCCUAGUCAUAAAGACAGUCCUUUGGAGGAUGAGUUAACACAGGAUUGUACGUCUAGGGACUCGGGUCCCAGCGCUGUCUCCCUGGCUGAUACCCGAGUGUCUGAGUAGGGAGUCAUUACUGUCCCAUAGGAAAGGCUCAUGGGAAUGGGACCUGACAGAGUCACCUUGCCCUUGUCAAAUUGAAGUGUGGAACAAACCCAUGAGCUGCAGAUGCCAGACCAUUACUGGAGAAAUUACUCAUGGAAGGGCACUCAAAUCUUGGGCUGUCGGCUCCAAAAGCCCCAGGCCUCUAGUGAUUGAGCUCCAGGAGAUCUUACUCCUGGGAGCAGUGGUAAGUCCCAUAUGGUCUCUGUGAGCUACACUCUGGAGCAUGCCAUGCUCUCACACAGAUACAUUCCUAAUAUGGCAUGGGCCUUGCAGUGAGUCCUGCUCCAUAAAGAGCCAUUAGAGCCUUUUGUAACCUCUGGGCCCAGGACCUGUCAAUGAAGGGUCUUCCCUGAGUCCUGGGACCCCAAAGAGCCUCCAGGAUGUGAUGUUUAGAUGCUGCUUGUAUUAUUAGAACUGGGAGCACUGGCUGUUGGGAGUCUGAAAGGACGGGAAACAGGAAGGAGGGGGGAGGAGUUGAGGAGGCAGAGUGAGCGUUACAGAGGGUGCAGCAGCAGAUUGGUAAAGAGGUUUCGACUGUAAAAAUAAAGUCCUGUUGAAGUUUGUUAGUACCUUGCCUAGUUGAUACAACACAGGAGAAUUAGCUGCCUUGGCCACAGUGGAACUCUACAUGUCCUAUAAGGAAGCUAUGGGGUGAAACCCUUCCAUCUUGAGGAUGUGAAGCAGAGCUCUGGGCAUACCUAGAGAAGGUGUCCUGGGACCUGGACAAUGUUGUUUCCUGCAGGAUGUUUCAACAAUAACCAUAAGUAAAGAUCAUGUCUUUUAUACAUCUUCACUGAUACCCUUUUCUGCUUUUCAACUCUACUUGCUCCAGGACAAACCAACCCCUCAUCUCCCAGACUCCUGAUUGCCUGCCAUAUGAUAGCAGAAUGAUAUGCAUGCUUUGCCCCCACCCCCACUAUUUUCGUAGGGGAAUCUCCCUAGAGUAGUGGAGAAAUGUUCUCUCCUCAUAGAACUAAUC